Messenger RNA from Amoebophrya sp. A25, 3664 nucleotides. Lineage: Eukaryota; Dinophyceae; Syndiniales; Amoebophryaceae. The record is from the annotation of a GenBank genome assembly.
CACGGCUACAUACACCAUUAAGUGUUUAUUUCAAAUGCUUUCACGACUGGCCGCUUACUUCCGGAUAAGAUGACGCGACCCCAUAUCACAUAAAACUUUUCCAUUUACUUCGAACCUCUUUAUUCCACUACUGAAUAAUCAUAACCCAUUACUUGGCCAUGAGUGAUGCACCUAAUUAUGAUUCUUGUGCUACUGACAAUGUAAUUAUCAACAUAGCGGAUCAAGAAGAUCAUACUUUGAAUACAACAAAUGAAGAUAGGACGACAGCGACAGUUCCUUCUGACUCUAGCAACGGCCCCUCACUGCGCGAUGAGGGGCCCCCAUAUGCAGGGAGCGACAACAACAACGAGCUGACCAACGGCACGAUACGUGGUUCAUCUUCUUCUACGGGUGGCAGUGCAGCAAACAAGGCGAAGGGUCCAGAUAUCGCACCAGCAGGUGACGGCACAAACUCCCCAAGUCGUGCUUCUAGUACUACACCUUCUGCGCGAGGAACAGGAAAUAGUUCAGGAUCAGAAGCUGUGAAACAAGAACAGCAGACCGGUCCUCCCAUUCGCAAAAGUAAACUAACACUCAAUCCCAAGAAUCCUCGUCGUGAAACAGAACUACAACUACAAUUAAGGCUUCUGCUCCUAUUCCAUUUCCGGAAGCAUCUUGGAGACGUUUUCAAGGGGAAAAUGGAUUCAGGAUGCGUCUCAGGGUGGAUAAGGGUGAGCUCCAAUACAACUCCAAACAGCACCGUCCCCUUCUCACCGUACUUGCGUAGAUACCAAGCUCUGUCGCGCCAUCCAGAGAGGCCUCGACCUUUUCUAUCAACGUUUGUUAGCACCGAUAUUUCGGUCUGUGCUGUGCUCGUCCUGCGUGUCUCGCACUCCUUGUCUUGCUGAUAAGGUGGAUCGUUGGGAACAAGGUGGAAGAGUCCGAGUACUCGUUAAAAAAGACGGAAACAAGAUGAACAACAUUAAGGUUUGGACGUCGUUGACCUCUCUAUGUUCUUGAGCAUAUAAUCUGCGGCCUCUUAAGGGAGGAAGGGGAUAGAUAUGCGAGAUAGUAGAUCCGCCAACUCCCAACCUCUAACAACACAGGUGGAGAAACCCCGCUGCCCGCAGAGGGUGGUCUCUUGCCUUUUCGAGUGCGGAUACAGAACAACUCGCGUUACACUUUUCAGUGGGAUGGAGAGUAUUUCAAAAAUGGGAAACUAAUUCAUCCUGUAGUCGGAGGAACAGGCGGUUUUACUGGUGGUACAACUCCAACUAGUACGACAAUAGGACGAGGUUUGCCACCUCCUGCUCCGGCAACUACAACCUGUAAUACAGGCAUCACACCAAAUAAUACUAGCGUAACACUUUCAGCUCCAACAGCGUCUUCAGCCUCAUCUUCGAAGAAAACAUCUAUGGACCCUAGUACUGGAAAAGUGUCUACUAGUUCUUCAUCUGGAGGGGAAGAGAAAAAGCCAGUAGAAGAUACUGAUCAACUGAUAGCGAUUCAAAACCCUCUAUCCAUGAAGCAUGAAGCGGUAGUAGUACCAGGUCAUGGGGCAACCACAGACCUCGUUUUUUCGACUCGCAACUGUGCCGGCAUAAUUUGGCUUGUGGCGUUGUUGCCUGAUGAAGAUGUGGGGAGCGGGAGUCCUAAAUCGCCCACAGGAAGCCAAAGCCCUCCGAGUUACGGGAAAAUGAACUAUCACUCUUUUUAGAUGGAUCUUCUUUGAUGCUGGAAUCUCGUUUUUAUCUAUAAUAUCUUGACCUUUACUUCUAGAUGAAAGUAUCAUUAUGUACCUCCUCCUACGAAGAAGUAGUUCUCGUAAUGCCCACUGAUUGUGAUGCCUCUGCCUCUAAUAACCCAGACCCACAUCCCCAACGAGCGCAGCCAAAGCGCAAGUCAAAAAAUUCAAGGCUGUGUACUUAUCACUCGCUUUUUGCGCGAGCCGCUACUCCCAAGUCUGGCUCGGCCGCGUCCCCUACGAGCUUUUACGGGAAAUCGACACUCUGAAAAAGGUCAAUGACGCUGUCAAUUAAGGGUAGGUUAAAGGUGCUUUUCUUACCGCUUUUUAUGCCUCUCCUAAGGGAGAAAGGCAUAACAAGCGGGGUAAGCGAGCACCAAAAACCUACCUCUAAGUCAAGUAUCUCACUCCAGACGGUUGUGGUUCGUUUGAACUCGCGGAUAACGGCAGGUCUCUCUAUUUGUCCAUCUACGACUUUGACGGAGUCGCAGCAAUCUCUUCCGUCCCAGAAACGAGCGCAACCGCCAAUCUUUUUUCGAUACCGGAGAAGAAUCCGAGUCCUCCUCGGAAUGGCGUAAACUGGGGUCCUGGGUUUGACGCUGAAGAGAGGAAAUCGCUGGGAAACAUUUCUGCUGGAUCUUCAACAAAUGCUAGUUGUACCGGAGAUGGUACAUCAAUGGCUGUAACAGGUACAGGAGGUCGUACAUCAACUGAUAGAAGAAGUGGUCUUGUUGCAGGCGGAGCAGGAGCAGGUCCAACUCCUGAUUCCUCCACAGCUGGUCCUCCUAAGGUUGUAAGCAAGCAAAUGCGCAUCACGAAGCUCAACAACGGCUCUUCCACCUCUACUUUCGUUAUGGAACAGGAGGAAGGUGGAACUACAGCAUCGGGAACCUCUACUUUCGUUAUGGCGCAGCAUCAGAUCCCUUUACAACUCCUGUCGAUGGAUGGAGUGGAGUAUCUAGGACUUUCUGCUGACAUACCACUCGCGAGAGCAGACGGAAACCUUGUCAGGGCAGAGGAAGUUUCAAGUGCAGAAGUAGUAGAUCCAACUGCAACUGGAGGACAACGCAGUGGUCUCGUGAUAACAGUAGCUCUGCAGGAUCUCGAUGGGACAGGUCCGGCAGAAGAAAAAGCGCUCGCCUUGCGUGCAGAGAGGGAAGAAAGCGAGCGACAGGUGAGUGAUUUCUUAGCCAAAACACGACCUAAAGAUACCUGGAGUGGUCUAAAAUCCGGGGUGUCUGCGAUAGUAGGGUCAGUAGCUGGCGGAGUCAUGGUUUUAGGUGCGGCUACGGUAACUGGAGUCAGGGAUGCGAAGCCAGGUGUAGCGAACAAGACAUUGGGAUUGGUCAAAGGUCUUGGAGUGGGGAUUGUCGCGGGAGCUGGUAUUUGGAUUUCUUGGUAGGCUGGUCAUGGUGAGCUCCUGGUAUUUGGAUUUCUUGGUAGGCUGGUCAUGGUGAGCUGGUAUUUGGAUUUCUUGGUAGGCUGGUCAUGGUGAGCUGGUAUUUGGAUUUCUUGGUAGGCUGGUCAUGGUGAGCUGGUAUUUGGAUUUCUUGGUAGACGGGUCUUGUAGCUCAACUCCUUCAUCCUGCUGCACUCUCAAGAAAUCGUUGUAUGUGUAACACGUCUUUUGGAUAAUUAGUCUCACGACAACUUUUUAAUUUUAGUUUCUUUCGUCCACAAGAACUCUAGUACCUACCGCUACCCCACCACAGCCAUGCCCGUUGGCGGCGUCGUGGGCGGUGUAGCUCAGAUUGUCAGAGGCGUGCGCGCAGAGGCACGUGGGUUUCAGGCUAGGCGCGAGAACAAGGUGUGGGAUCCGGAAACUGGCUCUUGGGUGCAUGUGAGGUUGGAUAUCAUGGAAAAGAAUGUAGCAGAGAUGGCGGCCAUCGAGAACGGAGGAUCAUCUAGUUCCUCUUCUAAAGGAGCGAAAGGAACUGGUGC